Messenger RNA from Neogale vison (American mink), 1293 nucleotides. It is a transcript of the gene RWDD2B, whose product is annotated as RWD domain containing 2B. The record is from RefSeq and is a predicted model, not a curated record. Lineage: Eukaryota; Metazoa; Chordata; Mammalia; Carnivora; Mustelidae. Gene Ontology annotation, molecular function: protein binding. The transcript is spliced from 7 exons. Bases 391 to 1263 code for a protein of 290 amino acids.
AGGAACGCUGAGGCUCCUGCUGGAUGAGACCUGAGCUGUCCGUACAGCCAGAAAAUCCAGGGUUUCGCACUGAGGGGGUCCAUGGCCCAGUUGUUCGCACCCAGGUCGCUUGGCCCCAGACUUGUUUGCUGGCACUGUUUCAUCUUCCAGACCUCCAAAUUCAGUGGGACUUUCUCCCAGCUUCACUCACUCAGUAAUAAAUCCUGAUCCUCAAACUAAUUAGAAAGCUCCGCAAAGGAAUGAAGCAUGAAGCUCUACAUACAGUAUUUACUCAAUAAACAUUUACCCAAAGAUGAGAAGGAAUUCCAUGAAGACUCUAUUAACCAAGAUAAUAGUGUUUGAUUUCACAGAGUAAAUUCUCUUUGAGAAGAAAUUUACAGAUAUCCAAAAAUGAUUGAGAUUGAACAGGCGGAGGCUCAGCUCUCUGAGUUAGACCUGCUGGCCAGUAUGUUCCCUGGUGAGAACGAGCUCAUAGUGAAUGACCAGCUGGCUUUAGCGGAACUGAAAGAUUGUAUUGAAAAGAGGACGAUGGAGGGACGAUCUUCGAAAGUUUACUUUACUCUCAAUGUGAAACUGGAUGUAUCUGAGGAAACAACGGUGAUGUUUUCUCUGGCCUGUAUUCUUCCCUUUCAAUACCCCGAAGUUCUGCCUGAAAUUACUGUCAGAUCAGUAUCACUAAGUAGAUCCCAGCAGACUCAGCUGAACGCAGAUCUGACUGCAUACCUGCAAAAGAAUUGUCUUGGAGACGUCUGUAUAUUGAAUGCCACAGAGUGGGUUAGAGAACAUGCUUCUGGCUAUAUGAGCAGAGACCCCAUGCCUUCCCCUGCUCCAGGAAGUACAUUCCAACCAGUUGAUCUGAUUUUCACAAGACUGUGGAUCUAUAGCCAUCAUAUCUACAACAAGUGUAAAAGAAAGAAUAUUCUAGAGUGGGCAAAGGAGCUUUCCCUAUCAGGAUUUAGCAUGCCUGGGAAACCUGGUGUUGUUUGUGUGGAAGGUCCACAAAGUGCCUGUGAAGAAUUCUGGUCAAGACUCAGAAAAUUAAACUGGAAGAGAAUUUUAAUUCGCCAUCGAGAAGACAUUCCUUUUGAUGGUACAAAUGACAAAAUAGAAAGACAAAGAAAAUUUUCAAGUUUUGAAGAAAAAGUGUUCAGUGUUAAUGGAGCCAGAGGAAACCACAUGGACUUUGGUCAGCUAUAUCAGUUUUUAAAUGCCAAAGGAUGUGCGGAUGUUUUCCAGAUGUUCUUUGGUGUGGAAGGACAGUGACUGGCAGAGGAAUAAUGAAAGUUUUUGUCA